Somion occarium is the source of this 855-nucleotide messenger RNA. NCBI's taxonomy places the organism in Eukaryota, Fungi, Basidiomycota, Agaricomycetes, Polyporales, Cerrenaceae. The record is from the annotation of a GenBank genome assembly.
CUGACCCUGUGAACUUCAAUACACGUCCAUGAUCGACGUGGGAUCUCCCAUCAGCGCCCACUGUGCAAACAAUUAAAGGCAACUAGGUUUAUCCUCAACCACCACACCGUAAAGUUCACUUCAUGGCAAAGAAGGCAUCUGGUUCAAAUGAUAAGAAAGGGACCGACAAGGCUGGGAAGGCCAAAGCCAAAGCGGCUGAUACGAAUGCCAGUGAGAAGCAAGCAAAGGGAAAGGGUGGGCUGAAAGCCGCAACAGCGGUAAACGUUCGCCAUAUUUUGUGCGAGAAGCAUUCGAAAGCCACAGAGGCCUUGCAAAAGAUUCAAGAAGGACAACGGUUUGAUAAAGUCGCUCAGGAGUACUCAGAAGACAAAGCUAAAGCGGGAGGAAGUUUAGGAUGGAUGACCAGAGGAUCUAUGGUGGGACCAUUCCAAGACGCUGCUUUUGCUUUGGAGCCAUCUACCGUUGAUAAGCCGGUCCUGUCCGGCCUGGUCAAGACGAACUUCGGAUAUCAUAUUAUCAUGGUAGAAGGACGUCGAUGAAAUAUUAUCUAUGUACUUUACUCUGUAAAGGUUUCUUGUUGUCAUGUACCAUCUAUUCCUUGUACUUGUAUUGCUGAUUUACCUCGGAACAAUUAUCUCGCAUUCCGUCCCAUAAUAAUAUAAUACACAAGUAAACCCAAAUAUUAUGCGAGGAAUACAAAGCGAGUACAAGAUACAUACAUUAUAGGUAUGACAAGAGCAGUUCAAUGAUAGAAACAAGAAUAACACGACAGCGGGAGGAAAUCAAAAUCUCAACCACGAUAGACUUGCAUAUCGUUAGCCGGGGGUGCCCAACCGGGAUGAACGUAGGUAGGUG